Messenger RNA from Clarias gariepinus (North African catfish), 2909 nucleotides. RefSeq names its product leucine rich repeat and Ig domain containing 2b (gene lingo2b). Gene Ontology annotation, molecular function: protein binding. Gene Ontology annotation, cellular component: extracellular region. The record is from RefSeq and is a predicted model, not a curated record. Lineage: Eukaryota; Metazoa; Chordata; Actinopteri; Siluriformes; Clariidae. Bases 302 to 2125 code for a protein of 607 amino acids. The transcript is spliced from 2 exons.
CAUCCUCCGUGUUCAGCGAGACGUCAUUCACAUACACACAAUAGGAGAGCACGUCAUGUUCUCCAAAUAAGCGCGCGCUUCAUAAGAAGAAUAAGACAGAGAGAAAGACAGAGGGAGAGGGAGGGGAUAAAGUCUUAUUGUUCUUGAGCAGCGUGCACUGGAGGUGUGGCAUCUUCCGGGCGUUGUCGUGGAGACGGAGGACUGGCCAAGCGCUGUUGUCUUUCUUCCUCCAGGCUCAUCACCAGGACGCUGAUCACACGGAGGCUGAUCCUUAUGGCAAGAGCCGCAGCCACAGGUGGUCAUGCUGCUCUCUUUGUUCUCCUGUGCUGUGGGCUUCUCCCUCCUACCGCUCCUCCUGUUCCCGUACCCUGCCCAGGCUUGCCCUGCACGUUGUGAGUGUUCUGUGCCCACACGCUCUGUCUCGUGCCACCGCAAGCGGCUGGCCCAGGUGCCAGAGGGCAUCCCCAUCGAGACACGAGCACUGGAUCUCAGCAAAAACCGUCUACGCAUUGUCACACCACAGAAUUUCUCUGGCCUUCUGUUGCUAGAGGAGCUUGACCUGAGCACCAACCUCUUGUCAUCUGUGGAGCCCGGGAGUUUCCGUGCCCAGCCACGUUUACGAACACUGCGUCUGCGAAACAAUCAACUGACUUUGUUGCCUCGUGGUGCACUUGCCGGCCUGAGUGAGCUCACUCUGCUGGACAUCAGCCAGAACCGGCUGGUUAUCCUGCUUGAUUACGGCUUUGAGGACCAGCGGCGUCUGCGUGUCCUUGAGCUUGCUGACAACGAGCUGGUUUUUGUUGCACCCCGUGCCUUCAGUGGCUUGCCUGCAUUGCGCUCGCUGACACUACAGCGUUGUAACCUGAGUGCUGUGCCCAGUCACGCACUGGCACAUCUGCACAGCCUAACCAGUCUUCGCCUUAGACAGCUGGACAUUGCAGAACUGCUACCACACAGCUUUAAGGGCCUGGGCCGACUGCGUCAUCUUGAGGUGGAUCACUGGCCAGCACUGGAAGUCGUGCCCUCUCUAGCUCUGCAGGGACUGAAUCUUAGCACGCUCUUCAUCACCCACACAAACCUUACAGUUGUGCCAGUACUGAGCCACCUGUCCUACUUGACUCAUGUGAACCUGUCAUAUAGCAGUCUGAAGGUGCUGCCAGCUGGCUGGCUGCGUGGUCUGGACCGGCUGGAAGUGCUGCAUGUACGAAAGGCUCAGUUGGUGCGUGUGGAAGCCCAGGCAUUCCAAGGAGCCCUGUCACUUCGUCUGCUUGACCUCUCUUACAAUCGCCUGACCACACUGGAAAGAGCUACUCUGCCAGCAACUGUGGCCCUGCAAAACCUCCUGAUUGGCCAGAACUCAUUAGUGUGUGACUGCCGUCUCCGCUGGCUACUUCAAAGGACACUACCGCUAAAAUUUGGGGAGGUGCAACCUCAGUGCACAACUCCCGCUGCUCUGGCUGGGAAAUAUUUCAGUGAUAUAGUUGAGCCACUGCUCUCCCGCUAUGUCAUAUGCACCAAACCUAGGGUUAUUGCCAUGUCAACACAACCAGCCCAAGCAGAAGAAGGACAAAAGGCAUGGUUGUACUGUACAGCAGAUGGAGCUCCGCCCCCAUCUGUCUCCUGGCUGACACCCCACAGAAGACACAUCACCACCAAGAGCACAGGCCGCAUGGUUGUCCAUGGCAAUGGUUCUCUGGAGUUUCGGGUAGUGGAGCUGCAGGAUAGCGGCAUGUAUGUUUGCGUGGCCUCCAAUCCAGCAGGCAAUUCCACCUUGUCCAUAACGCUAGCUGUCAAAAGCCUGGGCCUUAGGGAUGGGGCUCUCUAUGCCAACCUUAGCUUCACCUUUGAUCAUGAUUACAAUAGCUCCCUGAUCAAUGGCACAGAGCAUUACACAAUCAGGAUGGUACUGGACUUCACCACCAUUCUUGUGUCUACAGCAAUGGGCUGCCUCAGCUUCCUGGGCGUGGUCCUUUUCUGUUUUCUGCUUCUGUUCGCUUGGAGCCGAGGCAAAGGCAAGCACAGAGGAAGUGUGGACAUUCAGUAUGUUCCACGCAAGAGGAAAGGAGCCAACAGUGAUCUAACUGAGACCAGCGGCCCCAGACGUGUCAACAUGAAGAUGAUUUGAAAGCCAGAUUGUUCUGAAAUCAUAACCUUGAUGCGCUGAUACCAAACUGUAGAGUAACGGAAAAAAGAAAAAAGUCAAAAGAGAAAGACCUGUAACCAUGGUGGCCAGUAGAGAUCGGCGAGAUAAGCAGCACACUGUUUCAGUUUGUGUGCUUUAGUAUAAAUGUACAUUUGAGGUACCUAUGUACGUAUGAAUGUACGUAUGUCAAUUGAAAUAUAGUGUGUGCAUUUAUGGGCAUGUAUGUGUCUAUAUUAUAUGGAUGUAUUCAAUUGUGAGAGUUUACACAUAGUAUACAAACAGAGUCACUUAUAGGAAAAAAAAGUAUUUAUAUGUUUUCUGCAAUGUUUUGUCUGGACAGAAUCAUUUGGACAGUACAGACAUGUGCAGAGGGCAUAUUGUUGUAUAAAUAUCUUGUUAUGGAUGGGGGGAAAUGAUCUAUUUAUACAUUUUAGGUUCCAUUAUUAUUAUUAACUUUUGAAUUGCUGCAAAAACUCAAACUGUCUUCCCCAACAAGUCAAUUAUAUACAGGAAGAAGCCUCAGCAGUGAAGUGUUGUGAAGUGUUUGGUUUUGCUCUGAAUAUCUAUUCUCCCCUGGGAGAUCCUAAAGUUUGGCGAACCUCUGGGAAAAAAGGAACAUCGUCUGCCAUUUUAUUUAAAAAAAAAAAAAGAAAGAAAGAAAUCGCAACAUGAGGACCUGUUUGACAUGGUGGGCACCAGGGGCUGUGUUUGUGACUCAGUGGAAAUCUGUGAAACUGUUUUUUGAUGUUCUGUCAAAUGCUGCUCA